AUGGCAAAAACAUUUACCGGAUUAAAGCUUCAAGGUCAGCUUGGACGCUUUGGCAAAACAGAAAGAUCAAACGUUAUUGGCAUUUUUUCGAUGCCCGAUGAAAAAGUAAUAUCGGGCUGCGAUUGGGGUAAUAUUUUGGUGUGGGAUGAAGAACUCAUCGACGUCGAAGUGACUAGGAAGUUUCGAAAACCGUGUCAUUCAGCACCAAUCAUCAUGUUUUUGUACUCCGAAAAUGACGCUCUGUUGACGAGCAUCAGCAUGGACGGUACGAUAAAAUUCUGGUACUAUCGUACAGUGGAUACGGCGGACCCACCGGAAAACGACCGUGUACUGGAAAUGGAACCGUCGUUUACGAUCAGUGUCCAAGAUUCUGUGGGUAACGCGAAAAUCAUGGGCAUGUGCAAGAUCGACGACAGUGACGACGAAUCGAAUGAUUAUUUCAUUCAGGACGGUAACGGGGGAAUGUGGCUCGCUGACAUCGUAAUGGCCGCAGACGCGAAACCGCUUAGACGGCUAGCCAAGUUCCACGGUAGUGAAAUAACUUCUUUGCAAUCAUCGCCCGUCGGUUAUUAUAUCUCUACCACUUCGUUGGACGGUUGGCUCCACGUGCAUGAUGUCCUAAACAAAAAGUUGGUAUUCACUCACGAUUUCAAAGUGCCAAUCACUUCGUCAAUUUGGUUACCACUGAAGGUAUAUUAUAUGAACUAUUCAUAA
Macrosiphum euphorbiae (potato aphid) is the source of this 714-nucleotide messenger RNA. Lineage: Eukaryota; Metazoa; Arthropoda; Insecta; Hemiptera; Aphididae. The record is from the annotation of a GenBank genome assembly.